This is a messenger RNA of Haliotis rubra (blacklip abalone), 726 nucleotides long. Its product is annotated as protein piccolo-like. Bases 1 to 726 code for a protein of 241 amino acids. The record is from RefSeq and is a predicted model, not a curated record. The transcript has a single exon. NCBI's taxonomy places the organism in Eukaryota, Metazoa, Mollusca, Gastropoda, Lepetellida, Haliotidae.
AUGACUGGCAGUGUGAAGCCAAGUAAUGUGAAGCCUGGAAAUGUAGAUCCUCGUAAUACGAAGCCUGGCAACGUAAAGCCUCGCAAUGUGAAGCCUGGCAACGUAAAGCCUCGUAAUGUGAAGCCUGGAAAUGUAGAUCCUCGUAAUGUGAAGCCUGGCAACGUAAAGCCUCGCAUUGUGAAGCCUGGCAACGUAAAGCCUCGUAAUGUGAAGCCUGGAAAUGUAGAUCCUCGUAAUGUGAAGCCUGGCAAUGUAAAGCCUCGUAAUGUGAAGACUGGCAAUGUAGAUCCUCGUAAUGUGAAGCCUGGAAAUGUAGAUCCUCGUAAUGUGAAGCCUGGCAAUGUGAAGCCUCGUAGUGUGAAACCUGGCAAUGUAGAUCCUCGUAAUGUAAAGCCUGGCAAUGUAGAUCCUCGUAAUGUGAAGCCUGGCAACGUAAAGCCUCGCAAUGUGAAGCCUGGCAACGUAAAGCCUCGUAAUGUGAAACCUGGCAAUGUAGAUCCUCGUAAUGUGAAGCCUGGCAAUGUAGAUCCUCGUAAUGUAAAGCCUGGCAAUGUAGAUCCUCGCAAUGUGAAGCCUGGCAACGUAAAGCCUCGUAAUGUGAAGCCUGGCAAUGUAGAUCCUCGUAAUGUGAAGCCUGGCAAUGUAGAUCCUCGUAAUGUGAAGCCUGGAAAUGUAGAUCCUCGUAAUGUGCAGCCUGGUAGUGUGAGUUUAUUUUUCUGCAAGUAA